Messenger RNA from Fraxinus pennsylvanica, 1767 nucleotides. Lineage: Eukaryota; Viridiplantae; Streptophyta; Magnoliopsida; Lamiales; Oleaceae. The record is from the annotation of a GenBank genome assembly.
AUGAGCCAGCCAGAGCAUUAUUCAACAGAUGCAAAGCAUGCCAAAGGUACCGAAGUUUUUGUUGGUGGAUUGCCCUCUACAGUAUCUGAAGACAAAAUCAGCAAGGUAUUCUCUGGUUGUGGCGAAAUUGUGGAAAUUCGUAUGAUAAAGGACCAGAAAGGCAAUUUAAAGGGAUUUUGCUUUGUGCGCUUUGCAACAAAAGAGGCUGCAGACAAAGCUGUGAAGGAAAAAUCUGGAAUUGUGGUAGAUGGAAAGAAGAUUGGCGUUCUCCCAUCAAUCCAGCAGGAUACCUUACAUUUUGGAAACCUUAACAAAGGUUGGAGUGCUGAUGAAUUCGAAAAACUUGUUCUCCAGGUUUUUCCUGAUGUUGUAUCUGUUGAUCUGGCAAUGCUCAAAGACUUGCCACCUGGUCAAAAGCAACGGAACCGUGGUUUUGGUUUUGUGAAAUUCUCAUCUCAUGCAGCUGCUGCACGUGCCCUAAGGGUGGGCUCCCAGUCGGAUUUUCGUCUUGGUGGAAAACUGCAUCCAUCUGUUCAGUGGGCCGAGGAGGAAUGUGAAGUUGAUCCAACAGAACUUGCUAAGGUAAAAAUAGCUUUUGUCAGAAAUCUGCCAACUGAUGCAGAUGAGAACUACUUGAAGCAAUUGUUUGAGCAUUUUGGCAAGGUAGAUAAAGUAGCGAUAUCCAGAAAGAGCUCCUCCCCAGUUGCGUUCAUUCACUUCACAGAACGAUCAGAUCUUGAAAGAGCUAUAAACACAAUGAACGAGAAAACAAUUCAAGGACCUAAUAGUGGUCCAUUGGUUAAACUCCAGGUUGAAGUUGCAAGGCCUACAGGCAGAAGCAAGAAGCGAGCUCAUGAGGAUUCACACAGCAGUCCUGCUAUGGUUCAGGUUCAUUCCAAACUUUUAAAGGAGGAAAUAAUCGCCAGUCCAUCCAUUAAUCUCCAGAAGGAAUUGGAAUAUGCUGCUGACCCUUAUGAGGCCGCUGUAGUCUCUUUACCUUUAUCUAUUAAAGAACGUUUACUCCGGAUCCUACGGCUUGGAAUUGCUACUCGUUUUGAUAUAGACAUACAACAUCUGAGCAGUCUCAAGCAGAUACCUGAAUCUGCAGCUAUAUCUGUCCUUGACCAGUUCAUGUUAUCAGGAGCUGGUUUGCAAAAUAAGGGAGCAUAUCUUGCUGGUUUAGUUUCUAAAUACCUGGUUGAUAAAGCGGGACGUAGUGAAAACUUAGCAAGUUUGUCAAGAGUAGUGGAUGUAACUGCAAAAGAAUCUAAGUUAUUCAGCUUCCCUAGUCGAGUAACUGUACCAGCAAUUGACUCUUUUGAUCCGAACAUGCGCCCAGUGGCCAGGUCUGGAACUUACAUGCCGCGCUAUUCACUUUCUGAUUAUCCUUUAUCAAGUCAUGUAGCUGUAGAAAAAGAGGAGAUGAGAGGCUCAGAUUUUGUUUUUUCAAGCGGAGCAUCAGUAGGAAGACUGGUGGAGAGAAGCAUUUCUCCUUUCGAGGCAACACCAACUUCAUCUUAUGCAAGAGUCGGAUUAGGUUUAAGAGGGGACGGUACACACCUUUCUCCCCCACAGCCAGCACCAUUUUCAUCUAGAACUUACCCAAGAGUUGGAGUAAAUAUAAGUUCUGGCAUUACAUCUGAUACUAAUCGCCAAGCAACUCGCCCUCAAGUUAGGUUUGAUCCCUUUACGGGUGAGCCUUACAAAUUCGAUCCGUUCACUGGUGAACCUAUUAGUCAUGAGGCUAUACACCGACCCCCCUUCUAA